AAGGAUUCUCUUCUUUCCUUAGUUCUUAAAAACGCUAUUACUAUGCCUUCUUAUUCCUUCUGCGAGGGUUGUAGUAUUCAGUCUUAUCAAAUCUCUAUUGAGGAUUUCUCUCGCUGCGCUGAAUAUAUCCGCCUGGAUCGCUUUCAGUGCGAUAUUCAAGGGUUGAGCGCAGCGGAAAUUCGUCGGAUAAGCAUUCAAUAUCAAUGCCUGGAGAACCAACUCGAGAGUGCUGAGGAGCAGCUGCGCGAUGCUGCUGCGGAGGUAGGACGUUUGCGGAAGCAGAAGCGUCUGUGGUUUGAGAGGAUGAUGAAAGCUAUUCGUUGA
Messenger RNA from Cryphonectria parasitica EP155, 324 nucleotides. RefSeq lists its product as uncharacterized. The transcript has a single exon. NCBI's taxonomy places the organism in Eukaryota, Fungi, Ascomycota, Sordariomycetes, Diaporthales, Cryphonectriaceae. The record is from RefSeq and is a predicted model, not a curated record. The annotation marks the transcript as partial.